Telopea speciosissima is the source of this 1538-nucleotide messenger RNA. Its product is annotated as probable serine protease EDA2. The transcript is spliced from 12 exons. Gene Ontology annotation, biological process: proteolysis. Lineage: Eukaryota; Viridiplantae; Streptophyta; Magnoliopsida; Proteales; Proteaceae. Gene Ontology annotation, molecular function: serine-type exopeptidase activity; dipeptidyl-peptidase activity. The record is from RefSeq and is a predicted model, not a curated record. Gene Ontology annotation, cellular component: vacuole. Bases 25 to 1458 code for a protein of 477 amino acids.
UAGAAACGCUGAACGAAGAAGGAAAUGGAGGUAUACUUGCUUGUACCUCUCUUGUUCUUGUUGUCAUUCCAUGGUGUCGUUGAAUCUCGAGUGUUCCUUAAGACAAGUAACAGCGCAUACCUGACCAAGGACGAACUGUGGUUCAAUCAAACACUCGAUCACUUCUCCCCAUACGAUCACCGUCAGUUUAGACAGCGGUACUAUGAAUUUUUUGACUACUUCCAAGCUCCUGAUGGACCUAUAUUUUUGAAGAUCUGUGGUGAAGCCUCAUGCGAUGGAAUUUCAAAUGACUAUAUCAGUGUCUUGGCAAAGAAGUUUGGUGCUGCUGUGUUAUCUCUUGAACAUCGAUAUUAUGGGAAGAGUUCACCUUUCAACUCACUGUCAACAGAAAAUCUAAGAUAUCUUUCGUCAAAGCAGGCUCUUUUUGAUUUGGCUGAUUUCCGUCAAUAUUAUCAGGAAUACUUGAAUAUGAAGCUCAAUCAAUCAAAUGUUGAGAACAGAUGGUUUGUUUUUGGUGUUUCUUACUCUGGGGCUCUUAGUGCUUGGUUCCGUUUAAAAUUCCCUCACUUAACAUGUGGAAGCCUUGCAAGUUCUGCAGUUGUUCUUGCUGUUUACAACUUUACUGAUUUUGAUAAACAGAUUGGAGAGUCAGCUGGUGCUGACUGUAAAGCUGCAUUACAAGAAGUUACUAAACUUGUAGAUGAAAAGCUUGUGUCUGAAGGAAAAGCAGUAAAAACUUUGUUUGGUGCAGCUGAGCUUAAAAUCGAUGGUGAUUUUCUUUUCUUUCUGGCAGAUGCUGCAGUCAUAGCGUUUCAAUAUGGGAAUCCGGAUAUUCUAUGUUCCCCUCUUGUUGAAGCGAAGAAAGAUGGAAAGAACUUGGUGGAUGCAUAUGCCAACUAUGUGAAAAACUAUUACCUUGGUAAAUUUGGAGUUGAAGUUCAAACAUAUGAUCAACAAUUCUUGAAGAACACAUCUAUCAGUGAAGGCAGUGAAUCUAGACUAUGGUGGUUCCAGGUUUGCACUGAAGUUGCUUAUUUCCAGGUGGCACCUUCCAAUGAUAGUAUUCGCUCUUCAAUGGUUGACACGAGAUACCAUUUGGACCUCUGUAAGAAUGUCUUUGGAGAGGGCAUCUAUCCUGAUGUGGACGCAACGAACAUAUAUUAUGGAGGCACAGGCAUUGCUGGUUCAAAGAUAGUGUUCUCAAAUGGCUCACAGGACCCCUGGCGACAUGCAUCCAAGCAGACUUCCUCUCCAGAUAUGCCUUCUUACAUCAUCACAUGUCAUAAUUGCGGUCAUGGAACUGAUCUCAGAGGAUGCCCCCAAUCUCCUUUAAAUAUUGAAGGUGAUGACCAACACUGCAGCUCUCCAGAGGCCGUACACAAAGUGAGACAGCAGAUCAUUGACCAUAUAGACUUGUGGCUUUCUCAGUGUCAAGCCACAGGGAGGAGUUACCUCUGAUGGAUCUACGGUAGAUUUAUCUACAUUUGAAAGAUGGUUAUAACUUAUGAAAAUGAUCUACAUCACAGACUUGCUUCUGA